CUGUAAUCGGUAUGUUUCUCUUUCGCUACGAAUGACCCCACCUUCUUAUAUAUAGGGGUCUUGUGGCUUUUAGGCUUCAUUUCAAGUUUGUCACUUACGUCGAAAAUGAAAAGUGUCGUUUUGAUUGCGGGCCUUUUCGGGCUGGUUCUAGCCCAGUUCCCUAAUGGAAGAAUUCUGGAACCACCUGUACCGGCGCUGUGUUCCCAGAGGAUUAUCCAUGAAAGGACCCCUGACGGCAAAGGCUACUUCUUCAGCUGGCGUGACCCCGCCCUUAAAGACGUCCAAGAAGACUGGCUCGGUGGCAGAAACUACUGCAGACAACGUUGCAUGGACCUCGUCUCUUUAGAAACCAGUGCUGAAAACGAAUGGAUCAAAAAACGUAUCGUCGACGAAAAAGUUAAAUACAUUUGGACUUCCGGCCGCCUGUGCGACUUCAAGGGCUGCGACAGGGCUGAUCUCCAACCUCUGCCCAUUAAUGGCUGGUUUUGGACCGCUAUUUUGCAAAAGUUGGCCCCCACGACCCAGAGAGAUCAGAACGAUUGGUCCGAAAACGGCGGAAUAGGGAAGCCGCAACCUGAUAACAGGGAAGCCCAACAAGGAGGUGCCAGCGAAAACUGCAUUGCUAUUCUUAAUCAGUUUUAUAAUGAUGGAGUCAACUGGCAUGAUGUGGCUUGUCAUCAUCGCAAGCCUUUCGUGUGCGAGGAAAAUGAAGAUUUAUUGAAGUAUGUUCGGUACACCAAUCCAAAUUUGAGGGUUUGAAUAGGGUAGAUUUAAAGCUGUAGACUGAUAAAUUAUGCAGCGCUAAGAUAUAAUGGUAAUUGUGUAAUUUAUUUUGUAAUUUAGAAAGAGAGAGUUAAUAAAUACUUAGUUAAGA
Messenger RNA from Zophobas morio, 874 nucleotides. RefSeq lists its product as uncharacterized. The record is from RefSeq and is a predicted model, not a curated record. The transcript is spliced from 4 exons. Lineage: Eukaryota; Metazoa; Arthropoda; Insecta; Coleoptera; Tenebrionidae. Bases 106 to 759 code for a protein of 217 amino acids.